Messenger RNA from Podarcis lilfordi (Lilford's wall lizard), 1169 nucleotides. NCBI's taxonomy places the organism in Eukaryota, Metazoa, Chordata, Lepidosauria, Squamata, Lacertidae. The record is from the annotation of a GenBank genome assembly.
AUGAAUACUUUGCACAUUGUCUACAUCAUCGUUGAGGUGCUGAUAGCAGUGACUGCCACCUUAGGAAAUGCUCUAGUGAUCUGCGUGGUGAGACGGAUCCCAGCCUACCAGAACACCACUUUUUACUUCAUCGUGUCCUUGGCACUGGCUGAUAUUGCCGUUGGGGUCCUUGUUGCCCCUCUGGCCGUUGUGCUGAGGCUGGAGGUUGUUCUCCACUUCUACGCUUGCCUUUUCAUCUGCUGCAUCUUGAUGAUCUUUUGUCACGCUUCCAUCAUGUCCCUGCUGGCCAUUGCAACAGACCGAUAUCUGAGAGUGAAACUGGCCAUACGGUGAGUACCACGAAGUCAUGGCUGUGGAUUUUCAUUGGAAAAGUUACAAUAUAUCCCAUGCACCAAAAUAAUGUCGUAGCACCUGUAAUGCUCCUUGUGCUUUCUCCCAGCCUGCCGAAAAUGAAAAAGUCUGUGACAAAUCAUAGUAUAAGGAUGGUGCUGCAAGCAGAAUCCCAUCUGUAAAAUAUUUUAAACUAACCUGCUUUUUCAAAUAGAUACAAAGCAAUAGUCACACGGAGAAGAAUCUGGGCGGCUCUGAGUUUCUGCUGGAUCACGUCUCUGUUGGUGGGGCUCGUGCCCAUGUUUGGAUGGAACCUAAGGAAGCCUGAAAACCCCAUCUACUUGAAGUGUUCUUACCCAAAGGUGAUGAGCAUGGAUUACGUGGUGUACUUCAGCUUCUUCUCCUGGAUCCUUGUCCCACUGCUGAUCAUGUGUGCUCUCUACUCAGAGAUCUUCAACAUCCUCCAAACAAAGCUGAAACAAAAUGCAACAUCCAUGAAAGGAACACGGAUCCUUUAUGGGAGGGAGUUCAAGAUGAUCAAAUCUUUGGCUCUGGUCCUCUUCUUGUUCAUUGUGUGCUGGCUGCCUCUGCUCAUUAUCAACUCCGUCUCGCAUUUCUGCCAAACAUGUCGUGUCCCCCUGCCGGUGUUAGAUGUGGCCAUCCUGCUCUCCCAUGCCAAUUCUUCCUUAAAUCCCAUUGUGUAUGCCUUGAGAAUCAAAAGGUUCCGAAAAAUGUAUAUCCUGAUUUUGAAAACCCAUGUCUUCUGCCUGAAACAAGAACCAGACACAUCUAAAAUGGAGAACACGUCCUCGGAUCAGGUGAUAGAAGAAAGUAUCUGA